This is a messenger RNA of Dicentrarchus labrax (European seabass), 2856 nucleotides long. RefSeq lists its product as uncharacterized. The record is from RefSeq and is a predicted model, not a curated record. NCBI's taxonomy places the organism in Eukaryota, Metazoa, Chordata, Actinopteri, Moronidae. The transcript is spliced from 10 exons. The coding region runs from base 379 to 1827 and encodes 482 amino acids.
GAUGAACAUAGAGCAACAAGUCUUAUGGGCAGGAAAGCAUUUAAAUCAAUAUACAUUCAUUUAAAUUAAAGGAUCUAUUAUGACCUCACUCAGCAUGUCACCACACUGUCUUCACCCUGAGAGAUGCCAUCCUACUACCUAUCCUCGAGAUCUUAUAUCAACAAGUCUAAUCUUACCAUCUAUAAAGGCAUACAGGUGAACACACCUCUUCAUCUUUGUCGUACUUUUGUCACCCGAGGCCAUUAGUACACAGAACUUUAGACUCUAUCACUACAGUACAGGUGCCUGGUGUCCCUGAGGAUUGUGCAUGGUUUCCCCUUGGAAUAUUUGGUUUCUCCGUAGACGUGUGCGAGCAGAAAGGAGUGGAACUGAGGCAACAUGUGUGCCAUGUGCAGCAAUCAUCAGCAGCCGUUUCAGCUAAAGACUUUCAGACAGUUUAUGUACUGCAGUACUGUCAUCACCAUCCUCUCUCUCAUGCUGCUCUAUACCUACAAGGUCGACAAGAUCAAGUUCUACAAAGCAACCAGUGAGCCUCAGAUCUUUGUGCAACCCACAGUGCCUCAACAAUGUGGUCAAGGACAAAUAGUUCCUCAGGGACAAAAGGUGGCAGUCAACAGGACAAAAACGCUGCUCAUAUCAGCUUAUCAGGAGCACCGUACAGGCAGAAAGGAGGUUCGUGUUAUUGCAGUGGUGCUGAGGAGUGAGACAGUAGCCUAUCGCUGCCUCCUCUGUUGUCAUGACCAACUGUACAUCUCUGAAGGUGUCAGCAACAUCCACGCUGAUCACUUUGGUUUUGCAUAUGGGACAGCAGACAUCAUGUGUCCUCUCCCCUCAGGCUGUGAGACUCCAUCUUAUAUCACCGUGACCUCUGCUGCAGCAGACUCUGAAGAUAAACCUGACAAAGAGUUUUUGGAAGUGAAUAACCAGAAGGCCAUAAAUGACUCCUUUCCUUACAAUUUCACCGUCUGCCUCUCCACCAUGUUUGAUUUCACCAACGUGCUGCAGCUGGUCCAGGGUUUGGAAAUGCUGCAGUUACUGGGGGUGAACAGAGUUGUCAUCUAUAAGACCAGCAACAGCCCUGAAAUAAAGCACGUACUGGACUACUACACACAAAAAGGUUUAGUAGAGGUGAUUCCUUGGUCUAUGUCCAGAUUUCUGAAUGUAUCUCGAGGCUGGCUGCCUGAACACGGUCCAGGUGACCUCCACUACUUCGGCCAGAUUCCUGCUCUCAGUGACUUUAUUUACAGAUACAUGUACCAGUCCAGAUAUGUGGCCCUGCAGGAUAUAGAUGAGCUCAUACUGCCCCAGUCAGUCAACAGUUGGUCGGAGCUGUUGCCUCUGCUGGAAAAGAAAUAUGGGGCUGACAAGUGUUACAUGUUUGAGAAUAACGUGUUCCCCAACACCAUCACUCUGCCUCCUCCCACCUCCGAAACUCUGCCCCCGCAGAGCCGCUGCUGCCCCGGCUGGCAGAAUGUAUCCGGGGUGAACAUUCUGGCUCACCUGUACCAGGAACCCAUCAUUAAAGAGACUCAUUACAGCAACUUCAAGAUAAUUGUCAACCCCCGAGCUGUGUUCAUCCCAACCGUCCACGGGCUGCUGCACUCACUGAACGGCUGCUCCUGGGUUGACAGGAAUAUAGCACGGAUGUACCACACCAGAGCUCCAAAACAACCCAAUCUGACACCAGACCAGCUGAUUUAUGAUGGCCGACUGCUGAGCUACAGUGCCCAGCUCACAUCGACUGUCAAUACUGUGCUCAUGGAGAGUGGACUUCUACCAGAGGAUUGUGUGUGUGUGUGUGUGCUAGAACAAGAAGCCAAGUUGUAACAGGAAUAUGCAGACAUCUUUUUUAACGUCUUUUAAAUAAAUAUAUGUUUUAAGGAUAUUUGCCUUUAUUGACAGGACAGCUCAGGAUAGACAGGAAAGGGGGAGAGAAAGAGAGGAGAUGACAUGCAGCAAACAGCCACAGGUUGGACUCAAACCCCAGCUCUACCAGGGGAGCUACAAGGACGCUGCUGCAAAGGUGUUUAAAGACACAUAUAAUUGAAUUGACACUGCUAAAGUGUGAAACCGGUGAAAUGCAUCGUUUCCUGACUAAAAUGACUGAGUUUGAAUAUUGUUGGAAACAUUUGGGAUAAUGGAAGUACACAACUCAACAUAAUAUAUAACAUAGGUUGCACAUCAAUGAGCCACACUAGUUUAUUUUGACUCAAUCACACAUACACUGUCCUGCUGUACAAAUACUCACAAAAAAUAGUCCCCAAUGAGUGCAUUACAAAUUUCUUCCCCUUUGAGUUCAAAGAGCUGCAUUUCCUGUUUGUAUCAUUAUUUCCUUGUUUGGGUUAUUUUUUCCAUACUGUAUAAUUCAUUUUCUUUUGUGAUUGAUUUAUGAUUAAUUUAAUUUACUUUUUAGAGUUGAGCCUUGAUAUGAAGGACAAUCACAGUUCUGUAUCAGUUACUGUUCAGUAAAUGAAUGAAUCUGUUGAGGAGCAGGUCUUCUAAUGUUUGCAGACAAUAAAACACCUCUGGCAGCUUCAGUUGACAGAAUAUUUUGUAUCUAUGCUAGCACUGUUCAGAUAAAAACAAUGGUACAUUAGAAUUGCACCAACUUACCAAGAGAAGGCUACAUUAACUAAAUAUAGAUGACAAGCCAUUGCACUGAUGUUCACUGUCGUAUAUGUUUCUGUGGAAUACCUUAAAAUGUGAGAAACGUGAAGAAACUGUUCACAAAAGACAGAAGGAAAUAUUAACUUGAAACUGUUGCUGCCUUUUUACACAUUUGUUCAUUAAGUUAUUGUGUAAUGUCAUUGUCUGAAGAAAAUCCUACUGUAUUUUUAAUAAAGGUUUGGGACUGGA